This is a messenger RNA of Chironomus riparius, 736 nucleotides long. The record is from the annotation of a GenBank genome assembly. Lineage: Eukaryota; Metazoa; Arthropoda; Insecta; Diptera; Chironomidae.
UUCAAACGCAAAACAAUCACAUCUUGUCGCACAGCUUUAAAAGAAACCAAAAUAUUGAAACUACAGAAGAUUUUUUGGUAAUUAAGCUUUGAUUAUGAAUCAUUCGCAGUUCCUGAUAUCUGGAUUCCUUCGACCACCUUUCUAUAAUGGUGUUGGACGUCAAAUAAACCAACUACAACGAUUAACAAUCAAGUUUUGCAAAAGUCAUGGAGGUUCGAAAGGAAUGCGCGAUUUCAUUGAAAAUCAUUUGGUUAAUUAUGCUAAGGAAAAUCAAAGUGUCGUGGUAUAUGUCAAGCCAAGAAGACAUCGUUCUCCAGUUAUCGUAGCUGAAUACUUAAAUGGAGAUAGACGUUGGAUGUCAGCACAAAAUAGAAAUCAUGAAGAAAUCUUAAAGUGGUUGAGUUUGUUAAGUUUGCAAGCUGGAGAUACAGAGCCAAUUCGCUAUAGAAAAAAUUGGCAUACAGACUGUCCAUCGAUUCAAGGACCUUGGACUCCAUUUACUCACAAAAAUCCUGCAUUUAAUAAUAUCGCUUUUCCAGACAAGGAAUUAGGAAAGCAACUCAAUAUGCCUGAAACAGCGACAGAAAAGCUUUUGCGAUUAGUUCAGGAGCAAAAAAAUACUAAGAAUGAAUAGAUUGUAAUUCAUAGAUCAUAGUGUCGUGUAAUAAAUUAGUACAUUUUUAAUAAAAUAUAAGAAGGAAGUAACUCAGAAUGGCACAUUUAUCUCCAAAUCUGU